Messenger RNA from Ambispora leptoticha, 1344 nucleotides. NCBI's taxonomy places the organism in Eukaryota, Fungi, Glomeromycota, Glomeromycetes, Archaeosporales, Ambisporaceae. The record is from the annotation of a GenBank genome assembly.
AUGCUCAUAUUGUUAGCUUUAGUGGUCUUUUACACUGUGAUCUUGAUUAUGGAUAUUGUCAAUGAUGUGCCUGUUUUGAAAUCUACUCUUGAUUCUGUCAAUUAUAUCCCUGCUCCUGAUAUUUAUGUUGCAACGACUGUCAAUUUUGCUAUUUGGUGUGCCUUCCAUUAUAAUGACGGAACAAUCGAAGCCGCAAAAACGGGAACAUGUAAUCAAUAUCUGACGCAACCACAAUGGGUUUCACCAAUGCGAUCGUUCGCUGGAUACUUUACAGCCAUGAACAAUUUAUCGAUCGCCGAUUAUAAUGCGAAUGCAACGGGACUAUAUGGCAUCAACUUUUAUAUUGUUGUGUCGGAUCCGCAGAUACAGAAAAAUAUAUCAGCUUUAACAAUGACAUUUACUGCUUUUGACCCAGAAUUGGAUCCCUAUCGCGGUGGCAUUGACAAUUCAAAGAAAAUUGAAUACAACGAUCCUAGUUUCUUAUCCGCGAUUACUGGAAUGAAUGCAUACCCGAUGACUAAUGCACAAUGGAGCAUGUUUUCAUAUAGCAGAAAUAUUCGUGAAACAAUGAAACUGAGUCAAUGGAAUUCAAUCGGGUUCCCGGCAAAGUACAUUCAGCAACCUUAUUUGACUUCGUCUUUCGUUGCAACUGGUGUGGCUGGAGCAGGUAUUGAUGUCAGUCAAGCAUUUUCAGGUGUGGCUGUACGUCCUCAAAGUUUUAUCGUGCGAACGGAAACGGAAUUUAGAAAUCAUACGGUUUUUGGUUCACUCGCAUUGUUAGGAAGUGACCAACUACGUCCAUGGGGAUUAGUUCAAAACUGUUGUUGUUGUCUAUCACGUAAAAUAAAAAGACAACUGCGAGAAUCACUGGACGUUGUCCCACUAAUCGGAAUGUCAGAAAGCCAUCAUCUUCAAAGCUCCAAACCACAUGAUGAUCCGGUAGUCGAAGACCUAUCCUUCCGAAUCGAGGAACUAGAGAAGCAGAAUCACGCGCUAGAAUUUAUUCUACGAGAUGCGGCAUUUGCUUAUUCAAAUGUUACAAUUGCGGAUGGAGCAGCAAUGCAAGCUGCCGCAAGAACAAUUUUCACUACACCUCCACAGGUUGAAGAAGAUACAGAAAUACAUGUAAUUGGAUCUACAUCAACUUCACAACCUGCGCAGAUUCAAUAUACGAUGACUCCUCCUUUGGCUGGUACUUCAUCCUCAGGAGUGCCAUUACAAAGACCGAUGUUCUUAAAUGCUACUCAUGCUAUUACAAAUGGCGAACCGCAAGAGAUACAAGAGGACGAGUGUUACGAAAAUGCUCGUGAAGAGAAUAUAAUGACAGAUCACAACCUUUUUUAA